AUGAAGGCUCACAUCGGGAUGGAGAAUGAUCACCACCAGCUGGUGCAUGAGAAUGGAGAUUUUGGGAAUAAUGGUGGGUGGAUGGACAUCAAUCAGAACUACAAUCUGUCUUCGCAACACCAGUCGCCAGUAUACGAGAACGGGGUAUUUGCUUUCACGCAACCUUUCCAGCAUGAUGCGCUAUCAACAGAACAAUCAUUCACUCAGCAAAGGAUGCCGAUUCCACAAAAUUCCCCUCCUCAUACAUCGCCCCAACUGUUAUUACCUCUGAUCAUGCCUACCCAUCCGACGUGGCCUAGUAUGUUGACGAAUCCAGCGACUUAUCCGACACCACCUGUUGCGAUUCCUGCAACUGUACCUCCUCUGUCUAAAGGGAAUGGUAAGAAACUACCGGCAAUCCACGCGGCUCCGACUCCACGGAAGACACUCACGGACAGUGAUCGGAGGAGGAUGUGUCAGUACCAUGAGGAAAAUCCAACUAUUAAGCAGACAGACAUCGGAGCGAUGUUCGGUGUUGAGAGAAGGUACAGUUCAGCGUUUGAUCGUGCUCUGCAUCAGCUAAACUGUGUCAGUACCGUCUCAAAAGUGCUUCGCCAAAAAGAGAAAUUCUUGUUUCCCGAGGACCGAAAUCUAUCGCCAGUCAAGCGUGCCAAAGGCAGCAAAUAUCCAGACAUUGAGAGGACCCUUUCCAACUGGGUCAGGAAAUCCCAGCAGCAAGGCCAACUGCUGACGGACGAUGAUAUCAAACAAAAGGCUCGAUACUUUGCAGCCAACAUCCAUCCCAACGCCGACAGCCAUCUGAAGACGAACAGCGCCGCUUGGCUUGAGAAGUUCAAGCAGAAGAAUAAGCUAGGAGGCGCAAAGUUAACCAGAAGAGCCUCAGAGACCAACAUCUCUGACAGUGGCUCGUUGAAUCCAGAGUCUGCGGGACCAUCCUCGGCUUCGCAAACGCCCAACGGAAUAUCACCGAAAUCACCGAGUGGCUUGCCUUCACCGUCACCUGUAUCUGCAACUAAGAGCGAGGAGGACCUCAAAUCCGAUAAUAUGGACGAAUACUUCGCCAAGGAGAACGGGGGUUACCGGCAUUCGAAUUCACGCAGUACAACAUCUUUAUCGAGUGCCUUUACAGAUACAGCGCCUUCGUCGUUCUCGGGAGGACCUACAAGCCCUACAACCCCUUUUGCAUUCUCUUCUGAUCAGGGUGGCUCCUGGCUACCAUCGCAGCAAGCCCUUCUUUCGCUACCUCCUGGAAACGGCUUCCAGCGGCCACGAAGCCAGACAUUCCCUACGCUUGGGAUUGACCCUUCCUUCAUUUCCUCCCAGAAUGAUGAGCCCCUGACCCCGAAGUACAACGUCCCAGUAACCUCUCCAUCAUCAGCUCUGGACUCUCCGAUCCAUGAGAUGCCACAUCCCUUCGGCAUGGACUCGGCAAUCUCCUCGCCACCUCUGCACUCCUUGCACCACAGCAGCAGCAACGGAUCAAUGGCACCCCCACAACCAGGGACUCCAAUCACCGGGCUGAUAUCACCCCCAGGAUCCUCAGCACCCGGCUCUCCAACCCAAGACGACGCGCGACGGGCUCUCGAUACGCUACUCAACUUCAUCAGCCAAGCCCCCAGCGGCCUCGUUGAUCGGGACGAGUACUUGACAGUGCUGAAGCUCACGGAAAGACUGCGACUCCAGUCCAGCGGCGCGCUUCCAGGAGGACUCCAUCGCAUCGCAGAGCAGGAUUGUGAGCUCACUGCGCCAAAGAUGGAGCAAUCCAUGAGCGCAGGCUGUUAA
Molecule: messenger RNA, 1782 nt
Organism: Drepanopeziza brunnea f. sp. 'multigermtubi' MB_m1
Lineage: Eukaryota; Fungi; Ascomycota; Leotiomycetes; Helotiales; Drepanopezizaceae
Source: RefSeq, a predicted model, not a curated record